AUGUUCCUAGCAUGUAUUGUAAUCAUGAAUGAUGUCGUAAAAGCUGAUAGUAGAGAUGGUAUCUUUCCGACGAAGAAAAUGGUGAUGAUUGGCAAUGCGCUUGGGGGUAAUGUGCAGCUGAAGGCGCAUUGUAAGUCGAGGGACGACGACCUUGGGGUUAGGGUGUUAGGACCUGGACAAGAAUUCCAUUUUAAGUUCUGGACAAGCAUGCUUUUCACAACCGUAUUUUACUGUUCCUUUGAGUGGCUAGGCAGUGGUGGACUUCAUUGGUAUGAUGUCUAUGAUGAUAACAGGGAUUUCUAG
Messenger RNA from Linum tenue, 303 nucleotides. The record is from the annotation of a GenBank genome assembly. Lineage: Eukaryota; Viridiplantae; Streptophyta; Magnoliopsida; Malpighiales; Linaceae.